CCGAGACGCCGGUGGUCGCCGCAUUGUGUUUUGGAAAUAAGAUCUGGAUGCUGGAUCAUAUUCCAAACAUUAUCAAGAUCUCUUUGGAAUUUUUCUUUCACACUUUGUUCUCAGCAAAUCGCUGUUUAAUAAAUAAUUGAAUUAAUUAUUUAAUUAUUCACUAUAAUUUUUUCACUAAAUAAGUUGACAAGUAACUUGUUUACUUUUUUGAUUGUAAUCAUGGCCAAAUAUGUAGACCCGGUUUCUGGAGUUAGUCUCAGAGAUUUGAUGUCGGAUGACGGUAUGAUGUUCAAUUUCGGCAGCGAAUUUGAUGCAAAUGAGGAUGCUCGUUUUCAAUUUGAUCCGAACAUGAGUUUUGUAGAAGAUGAACUUCUUAAAUUUAUAGAUCUUGAAAUAUCAGAUCAUGAUGGCAAAAAUGAUGAUAGUAAAGUUCCCAUGUCACCAGGAUUUAAUUUUGACAAAAUUAAAGCGAAAAUGGUUAACCUGCGAGAUGAUGGAAAGAUAAAAAAAUUAGUCCUUCAAAAGGGUGUCGGAGAAAUAGUUCCCUCUAACGCUCAAGUAACGAUAAAAUAUUCCGGAUAUUUAGAAGGUCAGGACAAUCCAUUCGAUUCAAGCUACCAACGUCACAGUGUCGAUCGCUAUCGCUUGAGUCGCGGAGAAUUAAUAUCGGGCUUAGAUUUUUCUCUUCAAAGUAUGCAAAAAAACGAAGUCUCAAUUUUUUUAAUCGACCCAACUUUAGCUUACGGCGAAAUAGGAUGUUGGCCCAACAUCCCCGGCAAUUCCGAAGUAAUGUUCAUAGUCCACUUAUUGAACCACGCUGAGACAAUUGCCGCCGCGGAUUACGAGUCACUUGAACCAGAAGAGCGUAAAAUAUUUUGUAAAAUAGAAAAAUUCGUCGAAAAUUUAUUAGCAGUCGGUGCUGAUAAUUACAAAAAUAAACAGACUAAAAAAGCGAUUCGUGAUUACAUACGCGUAAUUGACCGCUUGGAAGAGUGCAAGUUCAAUGAUGACGAAGAAGAAGAGCGUUGCAAUUUAUUGCGGUCGCGUUCUUACCAAAAUUUAGCGCUUUGCUACAAUAAAGAGGAUAUGCCACGCAAAGCUUGUAUCGCUUGUAAUAAUGUGACUAAUAAAACAGCCAAGACUUAUUUUCAUCAUGGACGCGCGCUUAUUAAGAUGGGCCAGUACGAAGAAGCGUUAGAAAAAUUAAACCUCGCAUUGGAAAUGAGCCCACACAAUGAAGAAAUAAUGAAAGAAAUAGGCAUUGCUGAUAAAUUACAGCGGAAAAGUUUGAAGAUAGAAAAAGAUAUGUGGUGUAAUUGUUUAGGCAUUGAAAAAUUGAAACUUGAAACUAAAAAUGAAGAGUACAAAAAAAUCGCUACGGAAUUUUGCAAUAGUUUUGUAAGUAAUAAGGAUGUUAUGAGACAGCCAUUGCCGGAUGGAAUUGAUCCUUUGCUUGAAGAGGCUAUGAGGAAGGCUGCUUUAUUAUUGGGGAUUAAAAUUUCUUCUGUUAAUAAAUUUGGGAAGGAAAGCUUUUAUCUUGAAAAAUCUAACUAUCAGUAAUAUUACUCAUUUUUUUAAGUAUU
Molecule: messenger RNA, 1583 nt
Organism: Cotesia glomerata
Lineage: Eukaryota; Metazoa; Arthropoda; Insecta; Hymenoptera; Braconidae
Product: inactive peptidyl-prolyl cis-trans isomerase shutdown-like
Exons: 3
Coding region: 220-1560 (446 amino acids)
Molecular function (GO): protein binding; peptidyl-prolyl cis-trans isomerase activity
Source: RefSeq, a predicted model, not a curated record